Messenger RNA from Mytilinidion resinicola, 672 nucleotides. RefSeq lists its product as uncharacterized. NCBI's taxonomy places the organism in Eukaryota, Fungi, Ascomycota, Dothideomycetes, Mytilinidiales, Mytilinidiaceae. The record is from RefSeq and is a predicted model, not a curated record. The coding region runs from base 90 to 623 and encodes 177 amino acids. The transcript has a single exon.
UAUCUACUGCAUUCGUUAGGCUCUCUUUAUUCAUCCAUCCCUCGUUCUAAUUAGCCUCUACCGAUCCUUACCUAUUCAUCAAGCAGAGCAUGCCAUCUUUCAUUUCCACAGCGAUCCUCUGCCUCACGCUCGUCUCAUCCACUCUCGCUCAAACAUCCAGCUCGUGCAAUCCACCCACUUACCUCUCCUACCACUCUCUAAGCCAGACCCCACAGCAACCUGCCCCGCCGACCCCGGCCUCUCCACCAGCACCUACAGCAUCGACUUCACCAGCAGCAGCAGCAGCAGCAGCAGCAACUUCAAGCCCCCCUGAACCACCACCGCCGGCGACAUCUCCCACACCCCCUCUAGCGCCGCCCUCACCAUCGCCCCCGCGGCGGGCCCCCAGCUCCAAACCUCCCGGUCCUUCUUCUUCAGCGUCGUCUCCGUGCACCUGCGCGCCGCGCCCGGUACCAGCAUCGUGCUCGAAUCCACCGACCUCGACGAGCUGGACUGGGAGUCUCCUCGGCGGCAACCGCAGCGCCGCGCCGCGCCGUCGAAACGAGCGUUUGAACAAACCCCGCAAAGGCACCCCAGACAGCGUCACCCCGGUGUACGUACGCAGAAACCUCUGGAGAACUUGAACCAAAGCAGCUCCGCUAAGUUCAAGAAGCAGGUCACGUCAGACCUCAG